ACCUCUUUCUCAAAGCUAAAACAAAUUUCAUCAAAUAACAAACUUUGGUCUCUCUAUUUUCUCUCCCUAGUCUUGUUGUUUUGUACAAAAGAAAAUCCCUAUAUUCAUGGCUUCUAACAAUCAAGAAUUACCAGAAGCCACAGUACAAAACGUGCUAGAACAAGGUAGCCUUAAAUGGGUAUUUGUAGGUGGUAAAGGUGGGGUUGGAAAAACAACAUGUAGUUCAAUUCUUGGUAUACUUCUUUCUCAGGUCAGAUCUUCAGUUCUAAUCAUAUCAACUGACCCUGCUCACAAUCUUAGUGAUGCUUUUCAACAACGCUUUACCAAGUCUCCUACACUUGUUAAUGGCUUCUCCAAUUUGUAUGCUAUGGAAAUUGAUCCGACUGUGGAGAAAGAAGACGCGGUCAGUUCAGAUGGGAUGGAUGACUUUUUGUCUGAUUUGUCAAACGCAAUUCCUGGGAUCGAUGAAGCUAUGAGUUUUGCAGAAAUGCUAAAAUUGGUGCAAACAAUGGACUAUUCAGUAAUAGUGUUUGAUACCGCCCCAACAGGACAUACUCUUCGGCUAUUACAAUUCCCAUCAACACUGGAGAAAGGGCUCGCCAAAGUGAUGAGUUUGAAGAAUAGAUUUGGGGGCGUGCUGAGUCAGAUGACUCGACUAAUGGGUGUUGAUGAAGAAUUUGGGGAGGCUGCUAUCCUUGGCAAGCUCGAAGGCAUGAAAGAGAUUAUUGAAGAAGUGAACAGACAAUUUAAGGAUCCAGACUUGACAACAUUUGUUUGUGUUUGCAUUCCGGAAUUCCUCUCUCUAUAUGAGACUGAAAGACUAGUUCAGGAACUUGCUAAAUUUGAGAUCGAUACACACAACAUUAUAAUUAACCAAGUGAUUUUUGACGAAGAAGUUGUUGAAUCCAAAUUGCUGGAGGCUAGAAUGCGGAUGCAACAGAAAUACUUGGAUCAGUUCUACAUAUUAUAUGACGAUUUUAACAUUACGAAGUUGCCUUUGCUGCCACAAGAGGUUUGUGGUGUCGAAGCCCUGAAAGGAUUUUCACAUCAUUUUAUAACACCAUACCAGUCUUCUCUUGCUCGAGGCUCGGUGGAGGAGUUGGAGAAUAGAGUAGCUGCAUUGAAACAACAGUUGAAAGAUGCUGAAGCAGAAUUAGAGAAAGUUAGAAAAGGCAAACAGAAGAUAUAAUCGAUCUCAGACGACUUGGGUGAUGAAAGCCUGCUGUUUUGCCUUCUUUGCUUUUGUAUUUUUUUAGGGAAGUGUCAUUGAACAAAUAAUUGUGUAUUUUCUAGAGGAAUUUUAUGUACUGUUUGUUUUAUUUAUUGUUCGGAAGUUCUUUUGUACCUUUGACAGAAUAAGUCAGGUUAUUUAGUCUUACAAUGUACUAGUAGAGGAAGGUGGCCAAUGGUCUCUUUAGAUGUUUUAACUGAAUGAUAAGGCCAGCAUUUAUUUAGUGAAUCUAAAGCAUAAAA
Messenger RNA from Lycium ferocissimum, 1473 nucleotides. RefSeq names its product ATPase GET3A-like. The record is from RefSeq and is a predicted model, not a curated record. Gene Ontology annotation, cellular component: GET complex. The transcript is spliced from 7 exons. Bases 107 to 1189 code for a protein of 360 amino acids. Lineage: Eukaryota; Viridiplantae; Streptophyta; Magnoliopsida; Solanales; Solanaceae. Gene Ontology annotation, molecular function: ATP hydrolysis activity; ATP binding. Gene Ontology annotation, biological process: post-translational protein targeting to endoplasmic reticulum membrane.